CAUUUACAGCGGCAACUAUUAUUAUAUCGUACUGAGCUUGGGAAGACAUUUAACCAGCUAUUUUUGUUCUUAAAGAACCUGUGUAACGGGUCAAGCAGCAUUUGUUUUCUUACCAGAAAGCCAACAUGAACCGUUGGGUUUGUUUCGUAUGCAUACUACUGCUGCUUGUCCAAAAGAGGUUAGUCCUGGAGCAGCUAUUUGUGGCGGCGGCAGCGUUGGGGUGGCUGCUGCUUCAACUCCUUGCUAAACGAAAGCGAAGGGAAUGUUUUCUUGUGGACUUCACCUGCUACAAACCGCCUGCGGAGCGCCAGGCUAACACGGAGAUGAGCAUUUACCUUUCAGUAAGGAUGGAGCCUAUCAUUCCAGAACACCUGAAAUUCCAGUGGAGAGUAUUUCUGCGCUCCGGUGUGGGGGAAGAGACAUCGUUGUCGCGUUUCUUUUUCAAUGACGAAAUGGUGGCCACAAUAGAGGAAGCACGGAUCGAGAUGGAGGAGUGCUUCAUCGCAACGGCGGACGAUUUGUUUGCCAGGACACGCAUCACACCACAAGACAUCGAUAUAGUCAUCGUAACGGUUUCGGCCUUCACGGCGGCGCCGUCGCACGCGUCCGUUAUAGCGAACCACUAUAAGAUGAAGGAGAGCGUCAAGGCGUUUAAUCUUUCCGGCAUGGGCUGCAGCGCCAGUGUUUUAGCAGUGAACAUGGCCAAAGAUCUGUUGCUCGUAAAUCCGGACUCCUACGCUCUCAUCCUCUCCACCGAGAACAUAACCAUGAAUUCAAACUACCCCGGCAACGAAAGAAGCUUCAUGCUCACCAACUCCCUCUUCCGAGUUGGCGGCGCCGCCUUGCUUCUCUCCAACAAACCGCAAGAUGCCGAGCGAGCCAAAAUGCGGCUUCUCCAUUCGGUUCGGACCAGCGUGGCCGCCGACGACGAGGCCUACAGUUGCGUCUUUGUCACGGAGGACGACGACGGCGUCUACGGGGUCCGUCUCCGCCCUUCUCUACACACCGUCGCUGCUACGGCCGUGGGUAACAAUUUAGCCAAGCUCGGGCCAAAAGUCCUUCCAUUGCGCGAGAAAUUAUACUACGCCUACAAUUGGCUCUGCAUAAAGUUGUUUAAGAUGAAGGUGGAGCCCUAUAUUCCUAACUUCAAGCUGGCCUUUCACCACUUUUGCAUCCACCCGGGAGGUCACGGCGUCAUCACCGGAAUCGGGAAAAACCUGAAGCUGAAUGAGUACGAUCUGGAAGCGUCGCGUAUGGCGCUUUUUCGCUUUGGCAACACAUCAACCAGCGGCGUGUGGUACGAAAUGGCGUACUUGCAUGCAAAAGGGCGGCUCAAAGUGGGGGAGCGCGUGUUGCAGAUUGCGUUGGGGUCGGGGUUCAAGUGCAACACCGCUGUUUGGGAAGUGCUGAGGGAGAAGCAUCCUUUGGAGACCAGCUGCUGGGACGACUGCCUUCACAGGUACCCCUGUGAUACCAAAAAAAAUUACACGGAUGAUUUCUGUGACCAGUGGCUCUGUCCUCUUGGUCCUUCCAACGACUUGGACACCACCACAAGCUGAUUGCAGCGAUAUAACUGACUCAAACGCUGCUUACUAUUUUAAUUUGCUAUGCAUCUAGUGAAUUGCUACGUAAAGUUCCUCCUCGGUACUCUUCUUUUGACGCUUUGUUUGAUUCCGAGGCCCUUCAAUAGAAAAGAUGGCCUGUGGGCAGUUAAAUAAAGUAGUAAAUUUGAUUUGAGCAAUUUCAGUAAAAUGAUUAUGAAGCUAAUAUUAUAUUUUUAUGGAGGAUUUUAAAAUAUUUUAUGAUAGUUUUGUAAUUGUGGUAUUGAAUUCAGCAAUAAUCAUCUUUAUGGUUUAGAGAUCUUAAUGCUAUCAUUUUUCUUUUAAAUGCA
This is a messenger RNA of Cryptomeria japonica (Japanese cedar), 1891 nucleotides long. RefSeq names its product 3-ketoacyl-CoA synthase 1. Gene Ontology annotation, biological process: fatty acid biosynthetic process. Lineage: Eukaryota; Viridiplantae; Streptophyta; Pinopsida; Cupressales; Cupressaceae. The transcript has a single exon. The coding region runs from base 126 to 1559 and encodes 477 amino acids. Gene Ontology annotation, molecular function: acyltransferase activity, transferring groups other than amino-acyl groups. Gene Ontology annotation, cellular component: membrane. The record is from RefSeq and is a predicted model, not a curated record.